This is a messenger RNA of Ochotona curzoniae (black-lipped pika), 1943 nucleotides long. It is a transcript of the gene TTC4, whose product is annotated as tetratricopeptide repeat domain 4. The record is from RefSeq and is a predicted model, not a curated record. Gene Ontology annotation, molecular function: Hsp90 protein binding. The transcript is spliced from 10 exons. Bases 30 to 1196 code for a protein of 388 amino acids. NCBI's taxonomy places the organism in Eukaryota, Metazoa, Chordata, Mammalia, Lagomorpha, Ochotonidae.
GGCUGCCGCGUGAGAAGCCAGGAGCUGUCAUGGAGCGCUCUGAGCCAGACGCCGCCGACGACAACGCCAUGGACUCGUUCCUGGAUAAGUUCCAGAGCCAGCCUUACCGCGGCGGCUUCCGCGAGGACCGGUGGGAGGAGGAAUUUGAAAAGAUCCCCCUGUUCAUGAAGAAAGCACCCACAGAAAUUGAUCCCGAGGAGAACCCGGACUUGGCCUGUCUUCAGUCGAUGAUUUUUGAUGAGGAGCGAUCUCCAGAAGAACAGGCCAAGACUUACAAAGAUGAGGGCAAUGAUUACUUUAAAGAGAAAGACUACAAGAAAGCAGUGAUUUCGUACACGGAAGGUUUGAAGAAGAAAUGUGCAGAUCCUGAUCUGAACACCAUCCUCUAUACCAACCGGGCAGCAGCACAGUACUAUCUGGGCAAUUUUCGGUCUGCUCUCAAUGAUGUGACUGCUGCCAGAAAGCUGAAACCCUGCCACCUCAAAGCAAUAGUAAGAGGUGCCUUGUGCCAUCUAGAACUGAAACACUUUGCUGAGGCUGUGAACUGGUGCGAUGAAGGGCUGCAGAUUGAUGCUAAAGAGAAGAAGCUUCUGGAAUUGAGAGCUAAAGCAGACAAGCUGAAGCGCACUCAACAAAGGGAUCUGAGGAAAGCCAAGCUGAAAGAACAGAAGGAGCAGAAUCAGAAUGAGGCUCUACUGGAGGCUGUCAAGGCUAGGAACAUUAGGCUUGUUUCUGACGCUGUGAACCAGGAUGAGGACUUGGCCCCAGCAGGUGGUGGGGAGCUUUUCCUGCAUGGACUCAGCUCUGAUAACAUCUGCGGAGCCCGACUGAGUCUGGAUGACCAGGGCAGGUUGAGCUGGCCUGUGCUCCUCCUGUACCCCGAGUACGCCCAGUCAGACUUCAUCUCAGCUUUCCACGAGGACACCAGGUUUAUUGAUCAUCUGAUGGUGAUGUUUGGUGAGACUCCCUCUUGGGACUCGGAGCAAAAAUACCGCCCUGAUAAUUUGGAGAUCUACUUUGAGGAUGAAGACAGGGCAGAGCUCUACCGGGUACCUCCCACUAGUACCCUGCUGCAGGUGCUGCAGCAUCCCAGGUACUUCAUCAAAGCCCUGACCCCAGCAUUUCUGGUGUGUGUCGGAUCCUCUCCGUUUUGCAAGAAUUACCUCCGGGGCAAGAAGGUACAUCAGGUGAAGUGACGCAGCCUGGCAAUGGGAGCCAGGCCCCACUGGAUCUUGUCCCUCACCUGCCUCUACCUGGAACCUGCUGGACACACGGCCUGAGGCAUCAUGAGGAGACGAGCUGCAGGCUUCUCUGAGCCACAGUUUCUCUGGCCCAACUGCUUACAAACUGACAGACCUCUGUGCCUUGUCCUGGCGUCCAUGGACGCCAUCUCUGAGGGGGCUCCACAGCGGGGUCCCAGCAGCCAGCCCAUAAUCUGCCAGCUGCAGAGGCUGCCUCGGGAUUCAGUGCUCAGGUGCCAUGACGCCACAGGGCUGCCACCCCUCGAGUGCACGCAGCAGGAACUGUUCUCACUGAGACCUAGCGGCUGCGAGCCCUGACUCCAGCGUUUCCUGAGCACUGGGGUACGGUGGGAGGGCACUGUUUAGAGGCCCUGUGGAAGCCUUGGGCUGAGAUGGGGCCACACCAUCUGUGCAUUUCUGGAGUUUUAGACUGGGACAUUUGGUACUGGAAAGUUUGUUGAUUCCCCUCACCUUUGCACUGAGAACUGGGACAGACUCGGUCAGGCAUUGGCCUCUGAGUUCCCAUUCAGUUUUUACUGUUUAUGAUUUUGUUUUUUCAGCUAUAAUCCCUUUCUCCUUUUGCCUGUGGGGCAUGGUUGCGUUUCCAUCUGCAGCUAUUAUACCUCCAUAACUGGGGGAUUUUACUUCCUGUAGCAGCAGAGGGCUCCCUGCAGUGCCCACUCCCUCCACCAGGGGGAAGCC